AACCAGCUGCGUUGAAAAUAUGGUGGUAUAACAUUAACAGAAGGUAGGUACAAAAACUGAAUAAACAAUUAAACGGCUCAUAAACAUAGGUAGUUCUCGCAUAUUUUUAAUUAUUGUUCGUCACUAAAAGUCGUAAGUUGUUAUAAUGUGAAAAAACCUUAAGUUUUCUCAAAAAAUGUCAUCAAGGUUAUUUAAGUCUAAUGUCAUACUUUUAGUUCUAUAUAUCGGUAUGACUUUUUUCCAUAAUUCGUCACAAAAAAAUGAUGGAGGAGUUUUAUCAAAAAUUAAAGCUGUGCUUCCUUCUAGAUGUUUUAGUAGUCCAAAGGGUGGCAAACCGAAAGAGAACGUUGAAGAAAAACAUAGGAAUCACCGAGUCAAUUAUCCUCCAACUGGAGGAGCUACAUCAAAUUCACACUCACACUCACAGGACCAUGACAAUGGCCACAACGAAAGCGGAAGCGACGGUGGCUUAGGCACUGCCGCCGCUGCUGGUUAUGUCAGCAGCUAUGAUGCCGGCGGCUACGGCCACGGUGGUGGCGGUGAUAGUGGCGGUGGCGGUUUCGGUGGUGGUGAAGGUGGUGGUGGCGGUGGCGGCGAAGGUUAAUAUACAUUUAAAAAAUAUCAUACGGGUAUAUUAUAAAGUUCAUAAAGUUUCUCCAGAUUUCAUUAUAUCUCUAAUUUUAUUAUUAUACUAACUUUAAAAAAGUAAUUUCAUAUGUUAUAUAAUUUUACAGUUAAUAAUUUACUGUUAAUUUAACUUACUUAAUAUUA
Acyrthosiphon pisum (pea aphid) is the source of this 771-nucleotide messenger RNA. Its product is annotated as putative glycine-rich cell wall structural protein 1. The record is from RefSeq and is a predicted model, not a curated record. Bases 176 to 604 code for a protein of 142 amino acids. The transcript has 6 exons. Lineage: Eukaryota; Metazoa; Arthropoda; Insecta; Hemiptera; Aphididae.